Molecule: messenger RNA, 633 nt
Organism: Ziziphus jujuba (common jujube)
Lineage: Eukaryota; Viridiplantae; Streptophyta; Magnoliopsida; Rosales; Rhamnaceae
Exons: 3
Coding region: 88-633 (181 amino acids)
Biological process (GO): tRNA methylation; tRNA wobble uridine modification
Cellular component (GO): cytoplasm; cytosol
Molecular function (GO): protein binding
Source: RefSeq, a predicted model, not a curated record
AGUUGUGGCCUCUAGAAGAGAUGGCCCUCAUAUCGGAAACAAAAUAAAGACCAAAAGUUGUGGCUCAGCCACCAUCACCGCAGGCUAAUGGCUGGGCUACCAGCAGUGCGUUUUCUUAGCAGCAGCAGGCACUCGUACAGGCCAACAACGACCGUAGCUUCACUGCUCGCUCACCUCUCAAACCCCAUUUCUACUUCUACAAAACCUUCCCUCUUCUUUCCUCCUCUUUAUCACUCCACAAAACCCAUCUCCUCCAAAAUCCCAGCACCAAAAACUCACCUCACUCCCAGAGAGAACACCCUGGUUUUCAAGCGGGACGAGAGGUUGGCAAAUGGGGGUUCUGGAUCUUUGAAUGGGAACGAGCUCACUCAGAGUGCCAGCACGAUAGCCGCCAUAGUGACAUCCAUCGGGGGUCCACCUGGUGCUGUUGGGAUUGGCCGAUUAUCGGGACCCUCUGCGGUGGGUAUAGUCGGGCUUGUUUUCCGUCCCGCCGGGAAGAAGAGGAAGAAGAACUGUAGCUCCUAUUCACGGCGACCCACCAGCCAUGUUGUGGAGUACGGCGUCGUUUUGGAUCCUAAUGGCGAUGUGGUGGACGAGUUUGUAGUGCGUGAGCUUCAAUGGUGGAUUCUCUAA